Vollenhovia emeryi is the source of this 1238-nucleotide messenger RNA. It is a transcript of the gene Spec2, whose product is annotated as CDC42 small effector protein homolog. Lineage: Eukaryota; Metazoa; Arthropoda; Insecta; Hymenoptera; Formicidae. Gene Ontology annotation, cellular component: plasma membrane. The coding region runs from base 372 to 638 and encodes 88 amino acids. Gene Ontology annotation, biological process: regulation of Rho protein signal transduction. Gene Ontology annotation, molecular function: small GTPase binding. The record is from RefSeq and is a predicted model, not a curated record. The transcript has 2 exons.
AAAAGGAUCCGUGAGGAAUUGCGAAUGGCGAUCGUGUGAAACGGGCCGCCGCCGCCGCCGCGUCGUUGUCAACUUGAAGAUUGCUGGUGCUGCUGCUGGCCUUUGUCUCCGCGAGCGCCGCGCCGUUGGAUUUGGGUAUCCUCAUCGUCCUCCGGUGUUACGGAACAAUGUUGUUCGCAGCCGCGAGCCGCGCGUUCCACGGGAACGUUGGCGUCGCUCGGCUCGUCGGCCGAUGAGACCGGCGCGAGCAAGGAUUGAGCACGCUCGCCAUCUCCACCGCAGACCUAACCUCUUAAUCGCCGCGAGGUGUCGAGGACGGAGCUGUCCGACUUGACAAUUGCCAGUUAUCCAAGGACAAUAGCUUCCGAGAGAUGGCCGGUAACAACGAGCUCUGGGUGCAAUGUUUCACGUGUUGCCUGACGCCACGGGCGGCGAGGAACAACAGACGGAACGGCGGUAGGCCGCAUCAGAGGCUCAGGAUAGACCGGAGCAUGAUUGGCGUGCCCACCAACUUUAGACACACGGCCCACAUCAGCAGCGGCGACGUCGACAUGUCGAUCGCGCAUCUGGCCGACCUCCAGGCACAGAUGCAGAGGAAGAGUGGUUUCGACGGUGACUUUAGCGCCAAGACAUGUUGAGGAGGACAGCUUCGUCGAUGCAGAGUAUUUCAAACGACGGAGACAGAGCGAGAGAGCUUUACCAUGCAGCGGAAAGACGAGCGAGCUGUUUUCUUUUUGAUAUAUCGAUAUACAUGUUCCUUACUCGUCCAAGGGAGGAGCGCAUUUCUUUCAUAUGGACAAGAUUGCAUUUUGUACGAUCCAUUAGGGAAUUAAGACAAAUUUACACUCAACAAAUCUCUGUGACUUGCUCUCAACGGAAAACUGCCAGAAAUCAUUGUAUUGCGAUGUACAGAUAAUCAUUUAAGAGUUUGCCUGUUUUUCACUCAAGACAUUGUCUAAAAAGAUACUGAAAUAUUCGACAGAUACAUUGUGCCUUUUGUUGACGACCUGACGUUCCAUGCGAAAACAAGUAUGUGUACAAGAACGAAGAACGGAUCGCUUUAUUUGUAAAAUUACUCGGUAAGAUUUAGAAGAUACAACGUGUAAUUAACAUACAAGUAAUCGUAUCACAUAAUAUCACAUGAUAAUAUAAUUCUAUACACGUAAUUAUUAUCCUAUUGUCGAAUAUUGUUCGCAUAUUAAUAAUACAGGAGAGCACUGGCGAUAUUUAUAUGAAAA